AUGCCAGACGCAGAAUCCACCACCGCACUUCUAUACGCCAUUGCCGGCUCCCAACCACCACCCUCUCGCAAGACCAGCACCGACUCUACCAGCAGCAGCACCAGCCCAAAGAUGCCCUUCACGUCAUUCAAGUCGCAGCCCGCCGCCCAGCCCUCGGCCACUGGAGCCGGUGGCAACUCCACCGACCAGCGCCGCCAGUCGUGGGACUACGCCGAGGCCCACGCCCCGGGCUACCAGGCGACCGCCACCACGGCCACGGCCACGGCCCAGGAGCUCCCCGCCGCCGCUGGUGCCAAGCAGCGUCGGCCCAGCUGGGUCGAGCGCCACCUCCUCCUCGGUGACGAGGACGCCCGCCGCGCCCUAGGUAUGUGA
This is a messenger RNA of Apiotrichum porosum, 372 nucleotides long. RefSeq lists its product as uncharacterized. The coding region runs from base 1 to 372 and encodes 123 amino acids. NCBI's taxonomy places the organism in Eukaryota, Fungi, Basidiomycota, Tremellomycetes, Trichosporonales, Trichosporonaceae. The record is from RefSeq and is a predicted model, not a curated record. The transcript has a single exon.